Molecule: messenger RNA, 2921 nt
Organism: Trametes versicolor FP-101664 SS1
Lineage: Eukaryota; Fungi; Basidiomycota; Agaricomycetes; Polyporales; Polyporaceae
Product: MCM-domain-containing protein
Exons: 8
Coding region: 1-2769 (922 amino acids)
Biological process (GO): double-strand break repair via break-induced replication; DNA strand elongation involved in DNA replication; DNA replication
Cellular component (GO): nucleus; MCM complex
Molecular function (GO): single-stranded DNA helicase activity; ATP binding; single-stranded DNA binding
Source: RefSeq, a predicted model, not a curated record
AUGGGUCUCAGCACACCGAGGAGACAGACCCCUCUCUUCGCACCCGGAACAUCCUCUCCCCUCCCGUUUCCCAGCUCCUCUCCCAACAAGAACGGGACGCCUUCUCGUGUGCGCAGGCUCAACUAUGAUAUCCCCGGAUCUCAAGACUCGGAACCUCUUGCAUUCCCUUCGAGUCCUGCGGCAUCGGCGACGCCCAAGAACCGCCGUGGUGACAUACACUCCUCCGUCAGCAUCACGCCUAGUUCUGCUAUUCCCCGGCCUCGACGUCAAAACAACCUUCCCCACGAUGAUCUACGCUCCGAUGCGUCACACAUGUCCAUUCCCGCAUCAUCAGCCCCGAACUUGUCUGCUCCUGCUGUUCCGUCCGACGACGAACCGGAUGAAAUUCGCGCGAUCUGGGGUACUACUGUCAACCUGGGCGAGACGAUGAAGACAUUCCGCGAGUUCCUGCGUGGAUUCAAAAUUAAGUAUCGCAUCGCGCAUGACCGCGAACGUGGCUUGCGGACCCGUGUCCUCUCAUCACCAGAGGAAGGCGAAUUGCUUUUGUAUGAAGGCUACCUCCGUCGCAUGCGCCAGACGGGCGAGACGAACUUGAAUCUGGACUUGGUCAACCUCGCGGCGUACCCUCCCAGCAAGAAGCUACAGAACCAGCUAGUCAAGUACCCCCAGGAAGUCAUUCCCGCGAUGGAUCAGGUCCUCAAGGAUCUCAUGCUCGAGAUCGCCGAGGAAGACCAGCAGGCCGGCGCGGAAGGCAUGCGCGGAGAUGAGGGAGAGGAAGAGAUUGCAGAGAUUAUGGGCAAGGUCUACAAGAUUCGACCUUUCGGCAUCCCGUCCGUGAACAUGCGCGACCUCAACCCCUCUGAUACGGACAAACUCGUCUGCAUCAAGGGUCUCGUCAUCCGCGCGACGCCUGUCAUCCCCGACAUGAAGGUCGCCUUCUUCCGCUGCCUCACCUGCAACCACACUGUGCAAGUCGAGAUUGACCGUGGCAAGAUCGACGAGCCGAGUCGGUGCCCGCGCGACGUGUGUGGCUCCCUAGGCACGAUGUCGCUCGUGCACAACCGCUGCGAGUUCGCAGAUCGGCAGGUCAUCCGCCUGCAAGAAACCCCGGACGCCGUUCCCGACGGUCAGACGCCGCACACGGUCUCGCUGAGCGUGUACGACGAGCUCGUGGACGUCUCGAAGCCGGGCGACCGCCUCAUUGUCACUGGCAUCUUCCGCAGCGUACCGGUGCGCGUCAACCCGCGCCAGCGUAUGCUGAAGAGUCUCUUCCGCACCUUCAUCGACGUCGUGCACAUCCGUCUGGGCUCGGGCGACAAGCUCGGGCUCGACCGAAGCACGCGCCCCGCUGGGGGGGACAGGAUCCCUGGGGUGGGUGGCGUUGGGGGCGGGAUAGAUAUGGAUGACGACGAGGAGCACGGGACGGAGCGGCAGCGGCGGACGUCGAAGCGGGAGGAACUGGAGGCGCGUCUGCGGGAGAUCAGCCGGCGGCCGGAUGUCUACGAGUACCUGGCGCGCUCCCUCGCACCGUCGAUCUACGCGAUGGAGGACGUGAAGAAGGGGAUCCUGCUCCAGCUGUUCGGUGGAACGAACAAGAGCAUCGCGCGGGGCGGAGGCGGUGGUGGACCGAGGUACCGUGGCGACAUCAACGUGCUGCUCGUCGGAGACCCCGGUACAAGUAAGUCGCAGAUCUUGCAGUAUGUGCAUAAGAUCGCCCCUCGCGGCGUGUACACCUCAGGCAAGGGAUCGUCCGCGGUCGGUCUCACCGCCUAUGUCACCCGGGAUCCCGACUCCAAGCAACUUGUUCUCGAGAGUGGUGCUCUCGUUUUGAGUGAUGGAGGUGUGUGCUGUAUCGACGAGUUCGACAAGAUGUCGGACGCGACCCGCAGCGUUCUCCACGAAGUCAUGGAACAACAAACGGUGUCCAUUGCCAAGGCAGGCAUCAUUACGACCCUCAACGCGCGGACGUCCAUUCUUGCCGCCGCGAACCCGAUUGGGUCUAAAUACAACCCAGAAGAGACCGUAACGCGGAACAUUGACCUCCCACCGACGCUAAUCUCCCGUUUCGACCUACUGUACCUUGUGCUCGAUCACGUCGAUGAGGCGCUCGACCGCAAGCUCGCCCAGCAUCUCGUUGCCCUAUACCUCGAGGACGCGCCUGAGACCGGCGGAGGUCAGGACAUCCUUCCCCUCGAGGAGCUCUCUGCAUACAUCACCUACGCGCGCUCGCGCAUGAACCCCACUAUCACCGAGGCCGCCGGAGACGAGCUCGUGCGCUGCUACGUGACGCUCCGCAAAGCCGGCGAAGACCCGCGCUCGUCCGAGCGGCGCAUCACCGCGACGACACGGCAGCUCGAGAGCAUGAUCCGGCUCUCCGAGGCGCACGCGCGCAUGCGCUUCUCCCCACAGGUCGAGCUCGCGGACGUGCAGGAGGCGUUCCGCCUCAUGCGCGAGGCGCUGAACACGAGCGCGCGCGACCCGACGACGGGCGAGAUCGACAUGGGCCUGCUCGACACGGGCAUCGGCCGCCAGCAGCGCAAGCUGCGCGCGGACCUGCGCCGCGCGGUGCUGGGCAUGCUCGAUGGCGCGGGCGGGGGGACGCGCGGGGUAAGGUGGGCGGACGCGCUCGCGCAGCUGGAGGCGCAGAGCAGCGUGCGGGUGAGCACGGCGGACUUUGGGGAGGUGAUCAGGGAGCUGGAGCAGGAGGGGCUGGUGAAGGUUGUGGGCGAGCGGGAUCGGCGGAUGAUCAAGCGUGUGGAAGGCGCGUAGGUGGCGGAUUGAACGAUGCAUCGCCUGCACUUGUUGUUUCGAUGGUUUCCUUGCUUUCUUGGGAUCGUGAGUGUUGGCAUGUUCGAUAUGUAUGUUAUGAAAUGUGUACCACUAGACCAACGUUAGACGCGUAUUCCCCGCGUCCGAAAGUA